Elgaria multicarinata webbii is the source of this 1432-nucleotide messenger RNA. RefSeq names its product mitogen-activated protein kinase 12 (gene MAPK12). The transcript has 12 exons. The record is from RefSeq and is a predicted model, not a curated record. Gene Ontology annotation, molecular function: MAP kinase activity; ATP binding. The coding region runs from base 153 to 1238 and encodes 361 amino acids. NCBI's taxonomy places the organism in Eukaryota, Metazoa, Chordata, Lepidosauria, Squamata, Anguidae. Gene Ontology annotation, cellular component: nucleus; cytoplasm. Gene Ontology annotation, biological process: MAPK cascade; protein phosphorylation.
GCGCGCACAGCAGACGCGCGCAAGGGCGAGGAGCGGCUCCAAAGCCAGCCCCCCUCCCGGCUCAGCAACUCCCUUCGCCGCUCUCGCUCUUCCUCGCCGCCGCUGCUCCCCUCUUUGUUGCGAAAGCCGGGGUGGGGGGGAAGCGAGCUGCCAUGUCCUCCCCCAAGAAAGGCUUCUACCGCCAGGAGAUCACCAAGACGGUCUGGGAGGUGAGAGAGCGCUACCGGGAGCUGCAGUCGGUGGGAUCGGGAGCCUACGGCGCCGUCUGCUCAGCUAUUGACAGGAAAAGUGGAACCAAAGUAGCUAUCAAGAAGUUGUACCGUCCGUUUCAAUCUGAGCUUUUUGCCAAACGAGCCUACCGGGAAUUGCGUCUCCUGAAACACAUGAAGCACGAAAACGUAAUUGGACUACUAGAUGUCUUCACACCUGAUGUAGCACUCGAUAAAUUUAAUGACUUCUACCUUGUCAUGCCAUUUAUGGGAACAGACUUGAGUAAAAUAAUGAAGCAUGAAAAACUAACUGAAGAUAGGAUCCAGUUUCUGGUCUAUCAAAUGUUAAAGGGUCUAAAGUAUAUCCAUUCUUCAGGCAUAAUUCAUAGGGACUUGAAACCUGGAAACCUAGCAGUAAAUGAAGAUUGUGAACUGAAGAUUCUGGAUUUUGGGCUAGCAAGACAUACAGAUAGUGAGAUGACUGGCUAUGUGGUUACCAGAUGGUACAGAGCCCCGGAGGUUAUACUUAAUUGGAUGCAUUAUACACAAACAGUUGACAUCUGGUCAGUUGGCUGUAUAAUGGCCGAGAUGAUAACAGGCAGGCCGCUCUUCAAAGGCAAUGAUCAUCUGGACCAGCUCACAGAAAUUAUGAAAAUAACAGGCACACCAACUCAAGAUUUUGUUCAGAAACUACAAAGCCAAGACGCAAAGAAUUAUAUCAAAAGCCUUCCGAAAGUGCAGAAAAAAGACUUUGCCGCCGUCUUGAAGUAUGCAAAUCCUUUAGCAGUAAACCUCUUGGAGAAGAUGCUGGUGUUAGAUGCAGAGAAGAGAAUAACAGCUGCAGAAGCUUUAGCACAUCCUUACUUUGAGGCCAUUCAUGAUUCUGAAGAGGAAAACCAAGCAGAGAAAUAUGAUGACACUUUUGACAACAUGGAUCUGCCCCUGGAUGAAUGGAAGUGUAUCACAUAUAAAGAAGUGAUAAAUUUUAAGCCUCCACAGUUGCCUGAGUCAAAAGAAACAGCGGUGUAACCACAAGGACCAAGUUGCUCAGAAAUCAAGUGAAGGAAAGAGAGUGUAAAUUUUUUUUUUUAAAAAAAAUAUAAUUUAAUUGUACAAACCUUUUAUAAAUAAACUGGAUGUAAUCUGUUUAACCAGCAUUCUAAGGCAUAUUUCUCUUGAGUUUUAGCUUGGAAGCGGGUGCCAUUAAAAGUAGUAUAUCAUGA